AUGGCGUCCUCGACCUCGAGCGCGCCGUCAAUGGCGGAGCGUCUGCAGCCGCGCGUGGACGCAUGCAACGAGAUGACGGCGUUGAAUUACGCGAAAUAUGUCCCUUUCAUCGUCGACGGUCAACCCGUGGGCGUGCUUCAGCCCUGGUUCGCGGAAGACCUCGAGAAGGCGUGCGGGUCGGAGACGUUGAGGAGGGACUCGAACGGCGCGGUGACGUUCGUGUCGUCGCUGGACACCGCAGACAAGCGGAGCGAAGCGAUCAUGCCGGGACUGGAGAAAUUGCGCGAUCAGGGGGUGAUCACGGGUUGGCGUGAUGAGAUUUUCCCAGUCACUAUGGGGUACGGCGUGCCUCCUCUGUUUCGGAUAGAGCGCGCGGCGGCGUCUCUCUUGGGCGUUCGAGCAUACGGGGUCCACGUCAACGGCUUCGUAACGCUACCAGAUGGAGAGAAGGAACUCUGGGUCGGGAAGCGGGCGAAGAAUAAGCAGACGUUCCCGUCAAAGUUGGACCAUCUCGUCGCUGGCGGUCUCCCGGACGGGAUGCCCCCGUAUGAGUGCGUGAUUAAGGAGUGCGCCGAGGAGGCGAGCGUUCCGGAGUCGCUCGCGCGAAACGCCAAGGCGGUCGGACUCGUCAGUUACACGAUGAAUUACAAGGGCUGUUGCAAGCGCGACGUGUUGUUCUGCUAUGAUUUGGAGCUUCCCGUUGAUUUCGUCCCCACGCCAGACGACGGCGAGGUGGAGAGCUUCACGCGCUACAAAAUCUCCGAAGUUUUAGAAAUCAUGGCGACGACGGAAGACUUCAAGGAAAACUGCUGCUUGGUGAUAAUCGACUUCGCCGUGCGGCACGGUUUCAUUACACCCGACGAGCCCGGAUACGUAAAGCUCGUGCAGUCGUUGAGAGUCGGGAACGCUUGA
Messenger RNA from Ostreococcus tauri, 912 nucleotides. RefSeq names its product NUDIX hydrolase domain-like. The record is from RefSeq and is a predicted model, not a curated record. The transcript has a single exon. Gene Ontology annotation, molecular function: 8-oxo-dGDP phosphatase activity. NCBI's taxonomy places the organism in Eukaryota, Viridiplantae, Chlorophyta, Mamiellophyceae, Mamiellales, Bathycoccaceae. The coding region runs from base 1 to 912 and encodes 303 amino acids.